CCACUACCAAAGGUGCGUAUGAAAACGAAAGCGGAAGAAGUUUUAUGAAAAGAAGUAUUCCAUCCACCCGUCAAGAGAGUAGCGUUAGUGUUAACAAGAAAGACGUGACCUAACUAACAAAGCUAUUCUCAGGUAGGCGCUUACGUUUGAACAAAUACAACAGAAAAUGCCAGCCUCGAAGGCUAAGGAAGCUAAGCUUGAUGUGUCCGAUGACAAAAACACUACGUUAGAUGUCAGCACAACACAAACUGCUCUUGAAGACAUAGACGCAUGCCAGACGGAUAUUGAUUUGCUGAAUGAAAAAGCAAGUGAAGAAAUUUUAAGUGUAGAACAGAAGUACAAUAAGCUCAGGAGACCCCAUUACAACAAGAGAAAUGAGAUGAUUCAAAAGAUUUCAAAUUUUUGGUACACUGCUGUAUCCUUUUACUUGUAUUUGCAAUACUAAAUUACAUACCAUCAUCCUUAUUUGGUAAAAGUACUAAAAGGUAGUAAUUAAAGUAAUUUCAAGUAAUAGAAUUUAAAUAAUUUAUAAUAUUGUAACUUUAACUAUAGUUAUUUUAUAGGCUAGUAUAGGCCUACAAAAUCAGAUAUCCUUGAGUCUUGAGCCGCCUUAACAUUUUAAGUGACUCUUAGGGUAGCCUAAUCAUAGUCAUAGACUAUAAUAUUAGGCUUAGAAUCGAAGUUAAAUUAAAUUUUGGGUACAAAUUGCAUUAAAUUAAUGCCCUUCUGCCCCACACUCUAAUUACGAACUAAUUUAGGCCAUUAUUUAUGUCAUUGUUAUGCAUAUAGAAUGCUUUUACACCAAAUUUGGAUAGGCAUAGGCCUACAUUUUACUUUUGAAGUGGGUUAGUGGCUGCCUACACCACAGCAAAAAAUUACAACUUUGGGGCUGAUCUUUAGAUACAGUACAGCUGUUAGAUUUGAACUUGCACAGUCUUGUGGUGUAGAGUAAACACUAGGUGAUAUCCUGCUUCAGGAGGUGACAGUAUCAGAGCUACUCCUUCACUGCGUGUGGCAUCUUCUUAUUCAUGACCAGAGUAUUAAAUGGUCUCUUCGAAUGUUAGGUUAGAACCAUUUCCUGUCCAUCUUGCCUCACUUAUUCCUAAGAUGUCUACUCUGUAUCUUCUCUGUCUCAUAGUUAAUUGUUUUGUCUUCCCCUCCUCCCACAUCCUUCUAGCAUUCCAGGUGCCAAUCCUGGAAUAUUCCUGCCCUCAGUGACAAAAAGGAAGUCGGCAUGUCAGUUCCCUUAUGAUACAUCUCCCUCCCACCCCCUGAAAUAAAAAAAAAAAUUCUUAGCAAAAAAAAAUAUAGGAAUGUCGUUCCCAUCCAUUCUUGCUGGACUCAAGCCCUGCACACAAUAAAAAUACAAGUACUGCCUUUGUUUAAUCUUGCUGGUAUUAAAUGAUUUAAAAAAAACAAAUAGUUUUAACAAAGUAUAACAUUAAUUUUAAAUAAGUACCGGUUGGCCAAAGAGUUAAAGACAGGCUAAAGUUAAAGCCAUGGUUUUGCUGCGGCCAAUAGUGUUGCUAGGUACAUCCAUGUGGUGUAUGUAGUGUUUGCCUUUUACUUUUAUGUAGGAUUACAUAAUAGUAAGAAGGAUUAGGAACUAACCUAAUUACUAAAUUUAAAAACCUGUUUAGUUAAAGCCUAUACGCCACUAUGCUAUAAGUUAGUGUCCAGGACUUUGAAUAAUGAAAGAAAAAAGUAAGAUUUUAAUUGGUAAAAAUGAUUUGAAGUGCACAAUGCCAAAAAGUUGGAGAUUUUCUAUUUCUGCCUUUUGCAGACAACAUACAAGAAUAGUUGAUUGUUAAAGCAAAAGGUGGCAUAGUGUAAUGUUGUUUUUCCUUAAGUUUGACCUUAGUUUGUAAAUCAUCCACAAAUUUCAUCUAUAUUAACAAGUGAGGAGGAGGAAUGUCUUCAAAAUCUGACCAGCGUAAGUAACUGCUUUAAUUUUGGUUUUUGGGUAUACUGAAUGUCUUUUUUUUAUUGGAAUCUGCAUAGUUAUUUCAAAGACAUAGUGUAGUAUACAUGUACUGUAUUGCAGUAUGCUAUAUUGAUCAUUUAAAUGCAAUUAAUUUUAAUCUCUAUCAUAGUAUAAUAAUUUUUGUUUUAUCAUGUACAACACCUGUAUAAAAACACUAAUCCUUUGUUUCAUUACAACAGGUUGACGUUGAGGAGUUUGAGGAUAUCAAGUCUGGAUACAAAGUUACAUUUACAUUUAAAGACAAUCCAUUUUUUACUAAUGACAAGCUUGUCAAAGAAUUCCACCUAGCAACAUCAGGUAAAAAAAAACUUGGUUAUAAUAAGUUAUAUCAUAUUAUAUUAAUAAAACCUUAGAUUUUAAAGAAAAAAACAUUUUAAAUUCAUUCAUAGUCUAAUUAGUUUUACUCCCAGAUUAUUGUCUUAUCAAAUAGUGGAAAGACAGCACCAAACUUGCCAUGGGAAUAAAAAUGUGUUUGCCUAGGUUAGUCUUACCAGCUGCUGUAAUAAAUAAAAAAAAAAUAGUAUAAAUUAUUUUUAAAUAAAUUCUCCAGAUAUAAUAUUGGUCUUAAUUAUUUCAGAGCUUCUUAUGUUGGGCAAAAAUUUUGAUAUCAGCCUCCUAUAUACCCUUUUUAAGAAAUGUUAACCAAAUAAAUAUGAAUUUCAGUCUUCCAGAGUCCUUCCUUCAUUACCGUUACCUAUAGUAGCAAUAAGUGCAUAAUGGCCUUUGUUAUUGUUAGAGUGCCUUUUCGACACUCUGUGCACAUGCUAAUGGUACAAUUUAUGGCUUGCCAUUUAGUAGUGAUAUACUGUAAUGAAAAUAAUAAUCUUUGCCUAAGGUGAACCUCAAUCAAAGUCUACACAAAUAAACUGGAAAGAUGGAAAGGAUCUCUCAAAGAAAACAAAGUCUGCCACAAAUGGUCGCAAACGGAGAGUGGGAUCAGCCAGCAGCUUCUUCUCUUGGUUUCUUGACAACAUGGAUCCUAAUGCAGAUGAAAUUGCAGAGGUCAGUGAUUGUAUUUAUCUUUUAUGAAAUAUGUUGAGUACAUCAAAAUCCAAAUGACACUACUCUUUUUUUUUUCCCUCCAGAACUGUCAAAGGAUUAUUUGUUUACUUUUAACCAUUGCUCUUUAGGUAAUCAAAGAUGACAUGUGGCCUAACCCACUUCAGUAUUAUCUGGCUUCGGAACUAGGAGUCAGUAGUGACCACGGAGACAGGUAAGUACAGCAUAUGCUAUGGCAUAAUGUUUCUAUCAGGUUAGAUAUUACAGCUGUUUGAAAACAAAGCUAGGUGAAUUUUUCAAUAAAACUUUAUAACUACACUUAGCAACAAGAAAAAUGCAUGAUACCCUCCCCUUAGCUUUGGAUCCAUUUUUAACAUGCUUGCAGCCCCUGUAGGUGGAAAUACAACUUUUAAAAUGAAAACAGCUUCUUUGAAGUGUUAUUUUUCUCAAAUUUUGAAUUUGUACGCAGAUGAAUGGCAAUUUUGUCAAAUAUGGACUCAGAUGAUUAACUUGAUAGCAAUUAUUUUAUUCCUGUAUUGUAUUUAAAUGCAGCAAAAUAUUUAUUUAUGUCUUAAAAAGGUUAUUAAGUUUACGUUUUUUUUUUAUUACCUUAUGAUUCACAGUUUUGGGGGGGGGGGUCUAUCUAAAGGGCAUGCGAUGGAACAAGAUUAACAGAUCAAGUUUUAGGGCUUAUUUAAACAAAAAGUUUGGGUUUCUAUGUCUUAAAAAGGUUAUUAAGUUUACGUUUUUUUUUUAUUACCUUAUGAUUCACAGUUUUGGGGGGGGGGGGUCUAUAUAAAGGGCAUGCGAUGGAACAAGAUUAACAGAUCAAGUUUUAGGGCUUAUUUAAACAAAAAGUUUGGGUUUCUGAUAGGGGUGUGCCGGAAUCUGGUUCCGCCGGAUUUUGCACUAUCCGGUGAAAUCCGGUUCCGUCGGAUUUACAUGUAUCCGGAACAACCGGAAUCCGGAAUAUACCGGAUUUCUGAAUUUGCCAGAUUUUGUGACUCACCGGAUCAUAAUCUGAAAUAAAAGUAAUUGUCUUUCCCGAAUUCCACACGAUCACGAUACAUUAAUCGAUUGUUUCGAGCGUUGAGCUUGUUUAAUAUUCCGAACAUACCAGAGGCUAGAGUCAGCACAGCUAAUAGUGGCCAAUCGGCCCAAUCCCAUACAUGAUAGUGCGGGGAUGAGUAAUUAUUAUUCGUGACGUCAUCUUAACCGCAAUCACCAAUGACGCUGUAACAGAAAUAAUAAGCAACUAUACUGCCCAAGCGCCUGGCCGCAAGCCCGCCACCUUACCGAGCACGGCAGACGACCAUCAAAUUGCGUCAAGCCAGCAGGCCUGUGCUGACCUAGCCUAUCUAUGAAUACUUUUAGGGACACACACUGAUCGACCUGACGUCAGUCUGCUUAGCAAUUAGUCAUUGGUGCAGAGAUAUAGAUUACCCGUACUGCCCCGCGGAGCUGUCUCCUCACCAAGCAUAAUAAUAAUAACAACAACAUAGAAACUUAUUAUGCGCCAAAAUCCGGAAGAAACCGGAAUCCGGAUUAUUCCGGAUCCGGCGGAUUUCGCAUAAGAAAAUCCGGAUGGAAAAAACGGAUCCGGCACACCCCUAGUUUCUGAUUACAUGUUGAUAGUGUAAUAUGCUAUAAAAUACUGUAGAUAUAUUUUCUGUUACAAAAUAGUAAAAUGUUCAUUUUGUUCCCCACAGCGAGGACGAAGAUGACGAUGAUGAUCAGGAUGAAUCAGCAGUUAUAGUUGGAGAUGACAGCGACGAUGAACCUGGUAAGUCCAAUAAUCUAGCAAAUUUUUCACCUAAUAUUUUAACAAAAUAACUUUUUUAAUGGUUGAUUUGCAAUGCUACAUAACUGAAAAAGUUCACUGACAUUAUCAUGAGAGCAUUUUUUUUUUAAACUGAAGGUUUUUAUCUUCAUUAGUUUUUACGUAACUAGAGUUAGAAAAAAUUCAGCAUGGUAUUCCAAGCUCAUGGGUAAGGUUGCUGACAAGUUUAUAUGAUAAUUAUUGAGCAGAUAUAGUUAAAAUUUAAUAAAGUUAAUGUAGAGAGUGCUGUUGAUGAUCCUAAAGUUCAAGAUAUAUCUGAAACUGACAUUAAAAUUAGUAAUCAUAGUUGAUGCUGGCAAUGGUGACCAUAGUGUUUGCCAAUUAAACUUAUGAAAAUGUAAUGACAUUUGACUUGUAAAAACAUAUACUGAUUCAUCUUAAGAUAUUAUAUAGACAGGUUACUUUAUAAGAAACCAAAAUAAUUUAUUACGACGAUUAUUAGUGAUGGGACGAUUAAUCGGAAUCGUAUCGGAAUAAUCGAAAUAUCAGGAUUUUUACAAAGCAUCUGUAAUCGGUAUCGGAGCUGAAUAAUUCAGACCUGAUUCCGAUACCAAAACGAUUCUUAACUGAUUAACUGCCGUAAGCAGCAGUUAUUAAAAUUAGAACAGAACAGAAAUAUCAAGGUAUCUAACAUUUAAACUGAUUGCAAACAAUGAGAAUCCUCUUGGCUGGUGGAAAGUGAACAAAUAAGAACUUCCAAGUUAGGCUCUCCUCUCAAGAAAGUAUUUAUGUGCUCCACCUUCUUCAGUAGAGAGUGAGAUAAUUUUUAGUGUAGGUGGCAAUAUAUACUCGCCAAAGAGAAACCGGUUAGAACCAACAACUAGAGAGAUGCUUAUGUUUUUGCACUAUAAUUUGCGAGUGCUUCAAUUUGACUAUGAUUAAAUGCAUAUUCUUACUAUCAAGUACUAUCAACUGAUUGAACUGAAUGAAAUUUUUCUCAUUAAAAUGGAAUUAUUUAUAUUAUUUUGAACUCAAUACUACAAUGUAGUAAUUAUAAUUAUUUUAUUUUUUGUUUGGAAUUAAACAAUAAUAAUAAUUAUACCUUUUCUCAAAAAAAAUUUAUAUAAAAUGGUAUUUUGUGAAGGUAAACUUUUUCCUAUUUUUUAUGUACAUGAAUAAUAAUUUCUUAUGUAUAUUUAAUAUACAGUUUUUUAUAUACAUAUUUUGAAAUUUUUAUCAAAGGCACUAGCUACAUCUUUGUAUUAUUAAAAUGGAAUUAUUGAUAGAUGUGUUUAUAUAACACCAUUCCAAGACAUUGUUAUUUAGCAUAUUGUAAAGCUUCAAUAGCAAGUUGAUAAACUUUUCUAAUCAAUUCUCAACUUUUAUAUUAAUUUAAUAUGUUAAUACCUGGGCACAGUAAUACAUGUAAUAAUGGCUAGGAAUCGGAAUCGUAUCGGUAAUCGGGAUAAUUGGGUAGAAUCGAAAUCGUUAAAAAUUUUGGUAUCGUCCCAUCACUAAUGAUUGUCAAUCAUUCGUUUUUAUCCUUAGCAAAAAAUUCACUUUUCAUCUUUAAAAAUCUAAAUCAAUUUUUAAAAAAGCAUGAGUUCAAUUAUUGAGUUCUGCCCCAUUUCUUAGGCUUAAGAUUAAGAUGGGGUAAACAUUAAAGUAAAUUAGGCAGGAUUGGGUUAAAUGUUAAUGUAUAUCUUAAAUAUUACUGAAUUGGUUGUCUUUUAUUUUGCAGAGGUUUAUGAUGUUGAUGAUGAUGACGACGAUGGUGAGGAUGAUGAUGGUGAAGGUAAGGAUUUUAUAUAUGCCACCAUUUAACCUAUAUGAUGAAAACAAGGUUAUUAGACAUGAAUUGAUAUAUACUUUUUAAUACAUGUACCCAUUUUUUUUUUUUUACUGGACUUUUGAUUUAUUUUGCCAAAAUUUACUUUCGGGAAAGUUACUGCUGUCACAAUUUAGAGCAGUUGUCUGUAAUUUUCAUACAUUUACACUCCUUGUAGCAUUUUUAGAAAUAUUUUUAGGGUGGGGGGGGGGCAGAGAUAUGUUUUAUAAAUCCUUCAGGUUAAUUGGUAUAUAUUCAUCAAUGGCAGGUUUCAAGGGUUGUGAUUUUACACUAUCAACAUGGAGCAUGGUUUUACAACCUUUUCAGCAUUGUGACAGCCCCUAUAAAAGUUAUGAAACAUUUUAUGCAAAGGACUUCUGUUCUUUUUUUGAAUUAAAAAGAGAACUGCAGAACUUAAUACAUAAAUUUGUGACUUUUAAUAAAUUAUGUGAUACAGUUAAUGAAGAAAUGAAACAGAUAUAAAAUCAUUUUUAUCAUAACUUAAAAGUCAAUAACUCCUCUGUUCUUAUAAGUUUAGCUUAUCAAUUUUCCUCGCACAUCCUGAAAUUCAAGCUUGGACCUCCUGGUGAGGAAACCAUGCCCAACAUAGUAAAUUUACUCAAAUUUUAUUUUUCUUCAAAGAGGUGUCAUUUAAAAUGUAACUGCCGAAUUCCCUCUUAUCAUAAAUUCUUUUGCUACUGAGGUUUUCCUCUCCAAAUGUGAUAUUUUUUGUGAUGUUUAUUUUAAAAUUUAGAGAUGCUUCAAAGUUUUUUUUAAAGGGGAGUGGGGGGGGGGGGGCAACCCCCCCCGAAAUGAAUAGAUUUGAAAAAAAUAAAAGGUACCGUUUUUUUGUUGUUUUUUUUUUAAAAUUUUGGGGUGUUUUAAAAUUUUUUUUAAGGGGGGGGGGGGGGGGGGGGGGGCAACCCCCCCACGAAUGAAUAGAUUUGAAAAAAAUAAAAGGUACCGGUAUAAUCAUUAACAUAAUUUAUACUCUUCACUUCUCAAUAACUGUUAUCUCUUUCUUUUUCAGAUGGUGAAGAUGAUGAAUAAUAACAGUGACUUCGUGUUUGUGUUUAUCCUGCCUGUUGAAUGUGUGUAUGCUUGAAUUGUUGAUAUCCAUGUUUUGAUCUGUGUCUGCUGAAGCAGGACAUAAUGACUCUUAUAAGUGUUCUGUGUCAUGUGUCACCAGGGAACGGUCAAUUUAAACGUUUUCCCUAUAUUUUUUAAAAAGUUGAUUAUUUACAAGCUAAAGAUUGUUGACAUUAGUUAGUACAGGUACAAGAAGCAAAGAAUGGUAAGAGAUAGAAUGGUUAGGAGGUUAGGAGAUUGCUAACACAAUAUUUAUAAUGCAAAUUUAAUUCCCCUGUGUUAAUACAGUGGGAAAUUAUUAACACCUAUGUUGGUCCUAUAGUUUCAUACAUUCAUUUCCCAUCUUGAAACAAGAUCUCAAUUUACGGAUACAAAAAGGGACAAAUACCUGGUGACACAUCAACUAGAACAGUUGUAUUAGAAUUUGAUACUGAGGCAGCAGAGAUUAUUGGGUAUAGUUUGAUAUUCAUGGAACCUUGAUCUUAAUAAAAUAUGUUUUAACCACCUGAGAAGAAAGCGCUUGCUGUUAUACAUUAGUAAGUCUUCCUUUGUGCUCCCCAGAAAUACAUAUGAAAUUUUCAUUAUGUGCUAUGCGAGUGACACAAAUAAAGUACUUAAUGGAAUGUCAUAGAUAUUAUCUAUCUGAAUGCACAUGGCAACAUUUGAGUCAUAUCUAUUUUUAUGUUUUUUUACUGGACAGAGUCUCAGGUGGCUCCAUCUCUAUUUCUUGUAAUUUACAUACAUGUUCAGUUUUAACUCUUUUCCUUCAAGCAGUAAAGAAUUUUAUGUCUAAAUUUUUGUAAGUAAAUUUUACCGUUUUGAAAAAUAAAAGAUAGUAUCAUAUUCAGAUAUUUUAUUUUAAAUUUCGAUUGCAAGAAAUUGUGAUUGCAUGACACCCUGAGGUGUGCUUAGUCUUCCCAUGAGAACCUUUAGUGCAAUUAUUGCAGGACGACUAAAUUUUAAAAAAUCUGCUUUUAGAAAACAAAAUCAUAAUGUAAAAAGAUGAUAGAAUAUAAACAAGAACCUUAACCAUCCAGUCUAUGUUUUAUUACUUGCAAAUAAAAAGAAAUGAUACACUUGCGACAUGUAUGAAUGAUAUAUUAUAUGAUCAUAUAUAUCAAACUUUAGAUGAUUACAAGGUGGAAUGGUAAGUCAAUAUAUUAAACCACCAAAUUCAAAAGAGAAUAGACACCCAUAUACACUAUUUAUAAAUCAAGUUUUAUUGUUGCAUAACCCAUACAAAAAAUCAAACAAAGCAUUAACAUGAAAUUAAGCCUUCUGUUUAUAACCCAGUCCAUCCAGUAUAUUCUGGUAGUGUACAUAAUCUUAAGUGAAAAUAUUGCUAGCAAUAGGCAAAUCACAUUGAUUUCCAAGUUUAACAAUACACAUGAUUACUUUUUAGAUGAUGAUUUAGAAAUAUGCGAAAAUGUUUUUAAUCCAACGACUUAUAAUGCUACACUGACUUACUGCCCAGUAAAAUUAUUGGGGGGGGGGGGGGGGUUGUUUAAAAAAUUGGUAAAGGCUCAAGAUUUAGAAUGAUUAACCUAACUGUAAAGCAGAAAGUCAGGCUUAUUUCAAAAAUGAAUCAACAUCUAAAUAAGUAUAAGAAGUAUUGAUACUGCUGAAAGUAACUGCAAUGUUAUUAUUGUGUAAGUUGUGGGGUAUGAUCUUGGCAGAUGAGGAUUGACCUGAUGACUUUUGUAGACACAAUGUGAUGUAUGUUUGUUAAAUUUGAGUGUUUUUGGAAAACAACAAGAAAAACCUUAACUCUGCUUGUCUGCAGCAUUUCCUUUGAAAAAUCUCAACAAAAAAAAACUGGUAAACAUAAAAAAAGAGUGCUUAAAACAAAAUGUACAUUGCAAAAAUGAUCAAAUGUCAAUUAAAAUUAUAUAUUGAAUAUUAUUAGUAUACUUUAUAUUAUAUCAAUAGUUUGUAAAGUAAAAUAACAAUCCAAAAACAAAGCAUGCACAACAUCCUUCAAUGCUCCAUAUUUUUGAAUUAAUUGUGUUAGAGCGGAGCAGGACUUAAUAUGGGAUGGACUAGAGUUGACUUCAAGUAAGUUUACAUUUAUCACUUGAUUUUCGGUGAAUAAGGUAACUGAGCUUCACAACAGUGAGUGGUCACCCCUUGAAUAGCUUUCAACUAUUCCUGUCCUUGAAUUAUCAUAAAACUUAAAAAGCAUUUCAGGUGAGAGUAAAACAGGUGGGACUAAUAAUAAUAAUGAAAUUGAAUCUAGUUAACAUAAGACAAAAAAACUCACGAGAUAAGUAACUGAUAACUGGACACUCAUGACCUGCUUAACAGGCUUGGCUAUAUACUAACAGUAAUGACAGUACCAUUGUGAACAGAGCACACAAGACAUUAUUCCAAUUCAAAUAGAAACAACUUCCUACCACAGAGAACAAGCAACCACUUGGAUUAAAUAAAUAUUGAUUAUAAAUUUUAAUCUUUUCAUUUUAUGAGGCUGGACCUUUGCCAUGGCAUGUAACUGUAAACACAGAGCUUAGUUUAACUAUAACAGUUACAUCCAUUGCUGGGGACUACUACACGGCAACACAUUAGAAACAUGUACAGCUAGGACAUCAAAGUAUUCAAAGAACAUAACCACAAAGAAAUAGUUAACAAUCUUCCAGUGAAUGCUCAUUGAUCAUAUUCUUCUUUUUAAUUAGCCAAAAAUUAUUGUCAGAAAAGUUAACAACUUGCAUAACAUUAAAAUUGGUAGACAGAAGUCCAUCAAAACCAUGUUUAGUGCGAGAAUUUAGGCGAUAAAGGGUAGUAUGAUAAUUUUGGUUAAUCUAAAUUUUUUAAUUUUUCAAUUAAAAAGUAUAAUUUUUAUGCCCUGAAUACAUUUAAAUUUCAUUGUUCAUUCCUAGAGGUAGCGGCAUGCCGGCUGUUAACCCUGUCAUCUCUCAGCAGGCCACACACUGGAAACAAUCUAGAACUCUGACCUGCGUAUAUGUGUGAUGUGUUUGAAACUUGCAUGAAAAGCGUUGGUGAUCUCACUGCACUAGAUUAAUGGUAGUCAAGCUGUGUGGGACUCUACAAUGGAAAUCUCAUAGAUAACCUGCAAUAAUUUGGGUAAAGCAAUUUAUUGACAGAAACAAAUGUUGGUGACAAAAACAGGCUUUCACGUUCUGAACUGUUGGUGCAUCACUUAUGUCAAAAAUUACAUCCCUAAUAAAUCAUCGCUUAUGUCAAGUACUAAAUAAGAGCUUUGGCCUUGGCAUAAAUUUAAAGAUAUCUUAGAUACUAUCAUUUUAAAAGCCUGGACUCGAGGGAACUAGCCCCAAAAUGUUAUUACCA
Molecule: messenger RNA, 10983 nt
Organism: Lymnaea stagnalis (great pond snail)
Lineage: Eukaryota; Metazoa; Mollusca; Gastropoda; Lymnaeidae
Source: the annotation of a GenBank genome assembly